This is a messenger RNA of Daldinia decipiens, 1080 nucleotides long. RefSeq lists its product as uncharacterized. The record is from RefSeq and is a predicted model, not a curated record. NCBI's taxonomy places the organism in Eukaryota, Fungi, Ascomycota, Sordariomycetes, Xylariales, Hypoxylaceae. Bases 1 to 1080 code for a protein of 359 amino acids. The transcript has a single exon.
AUGGAUGUCGAAACUGAAGAAGUCGAAACGGGUGAACCAGGUCCGGGGACAAUGAACACCGAAUCCGAUGAUGAUAUUCUAGAACUGAUGGAGCAGACACUUGAGGAGGAGCUGGCGGCAGACCUAGCAAGUACGGAUCUUGGGAAUGGUCAAGACCCUGACCACGAAGAACCUAUGGGAGAUGCACCAGAAGUAGAUGGCCAUCAGGAAGAGCAAGAUAUUCCGGAUGAACUUAUGACGGAAGCUCCCUUUACAGAGACUGGACCCAUACACAUCCAGCCUAUUCCUAAUACUCCUCCCAUCCCAAAUUAUAAUCCGACUAACACCACUACCGCCAUACAUACACCUACAUCCACUUCUAACUUUACCUCCAAUAUCGGUAUCUUAAGCCAGACUACUAUUGCCCCGCCAAGUAACCCAUAUAUGGGAAACGAGGAACUGGUAUUCGAAGCACCAGGGCCGAUAUUUGAAGAACCUAUGGUUGCCAGUAGUUCCGAUAUGGAAGAUACUCCUAUGGGAGAGGAUCCCUCUGUCGAGACUUCUCGAAAUAAGGCUCCACCUGUGCAGGUGCGACCUCAAGCCCCAGCCUUCUCUAGCAUUCCUAAAGCUUGGCUGCUUCCAUCAAAGCCACGGGAGGCGGCCAAGUUAGACCUCAGCGCCCUCAAGAAGACCCUCGAGGGCAAUAUAGAGGAGCGCUCAAAAGGAAGCAUCAUGGGACGUGGCGGGAAGCAAAGGGCUUUCGAUCAAGCAGCUGUGAAGGGAGCCCUCCUCCCUGACACUUACUACACGAUUGGUGCCGAGGGCUUGCCUCACAAGGAGACCGAUGGGCUUCCCUUUACAGAGAGUGAUGAUGAGCGUUUGAGUGCCACAAUGGAGAAGUUAGACACAGCAAGCAAGCACAACCGAGACGAGCAGAACAAGAAGAAUAUUCUGGUCGUGGAGGCCGAGGAGAAGUUGAAGGAGGGGUGGCAAAAGAAGAAGAACGACGCAGACUUCCAAUCACUAAUGAAAUUAAAGAAGCGACCUGCCAACCCGUUUAUCGUUCCAAAGAGACCGAAGAAGCCGGCGGAUAAGCAGUAG